This is a messenger RNA of Protopolystoma xenopodis, 414 nucleotides long. NCBI's taxonomy places the organism in Eukaryota, Metazoa, Platyhelminthes, Monogenea, Polystomatidea, Polystomatidae. The record is from the annotation of a GenBank genome assembly.
AUGCAUGGAGGUCGCCUGAUAAUGACGCAAUCGAUGAAUAGUUUCCACCUUGGAGGACUCCCUUCUGCAUUCAACCUAGCCCCACGAGGUCUCACUCCACUGUCGAGUGGGCGAGCUCAACAGGCCAUAUCAACGACCCCGAAGGCUGACGAAUCUGUACCGGCCCUAUCUACAUCAAUGAUGGUGAUGCAGCAAUCGGUAGAUCGCUUAUUCACUAGUGGACAGGCUAAAAUUGCGCCGUCCGCCGUAGAGUUACCUGACAUCGGGAUAACCACCUCUGGCCUUGGAAUGACGGGCUCUCGAAUAAUGCAAUCAAUAGCUGAAGAAGGACAAGGGAUCAAUCACGAGAUGAGGUCUUCACCGAAUAGUUCGAUGCAAAGCUCUAUUCAUCAACAAGGUGACAUCAGUUUUUAG